Molecule: messenger RNA, 6649 nt
Organism: Schistosoma turkestanicum
Lineage: Eukaryota; Metazoa; Platyhelminthes; Trematoda; Strigeidida; Schistosomatidae
Source: the annotation of a GenBank genome assembly
CUACUACUACUACUAGUACUACUAUUCGUUCUCUUACGACCACAUCUACACCAAACACACAACAACAACAUUGUCUACCAAUAUUGAUCAUGUCAUCUGAAAGUGGACUAUUUCGACGUUCAUCAUUGCCUUCACAAAUACAACAACAACCUCAGUCACAAUCUAUGUCAUCAUUGAGUUCUUCUACGACAACAGCAGGAUUAUUUACAUCAACUAAUAAUAAUAAUAGUAAUAAUAAUAGUAAUACUACCAACAAAACUAAAAAAGAAUGUUUCAAUUUUGAACCACAACAAUGGCGUAAAUCUGUUUGUAAAAAUUGUUUUCGUACCCAACCUGAACAUCAGAAAUCGAUAAGUGGCAGCCCUAAAGGUGAAAUGAAUUCACCUUUAAAUAAUAGUAAUAUUAGUGGAGUUGGUUGCAUUGUUGAAGCCGAUAAUAGUAGUAAUAUUAAUAAUCUUAAUAAUAAUGACAACACUACCACUACUACUCCUACUACUACUACUCCCGUAAGUGGAAGUAUGAAUAGUAGUAGUUGCGAUAGCAAGUCACGUGACUCCACAGUUGGUAAAAGUAACAAUGGAUUAUUUGGUAGUAAUGCAGCGGCUAGAGCUGCCGCACGAAAAAUUGCAGUAGGACAAAGAUAUUCCGAUUCCGAUGUUCGUAAUCAUGAAAUUAGAAAAUCAAUCAAUCUUAUUAAUCCAACCACUGGACAAUCGUCUACAAUCGGUGGUAUUAAUCAUUCAUCGGCAUCAAGUAUUGAUGCAAGAUAUGUGGAAGAAUUAGAAAAUGAUUUUUUCGCUUUAGAAGAUAAACAUGAAUUAUUAUUAAGAGAACGUGAUGAAUUAAAUUUAGAAUUAGAAGUGAAAAUUCGUACAAUCGGUGAAUUACAAGCGACACUAGAUCAAUAUCGUGAAAAAGUUUCACAUCUUGAAAGACGUUGUGGUCAUUUAGAAGAAGAAGUGAAAAGUUAUCGAGAACGUUUAAAACUACCAGAAAGUGAUCAAAAUCAUUCACCAAAUACCACCAUUUUGGAACAACAACAUCAGCAACAUCAACAACAACAACAACAUGUCAUUGGUUACACUGAUAUUCAUUGUAGUGCAGAACUUCAACAACGUCUUAAUGAAGUGGAACAAUUAUGUCAAGAGGUGAUGGAAGAGAAUGAACAAUUAAAAGAGGAUGUGGAAGAAAUGCAUCGAGAAAUUGAAGAGAUGCAUGAUCAUUUUCAAGAAGAAGAUCGUGAUGCGGUACGUGAACUUCAACGUGAUUUAGAAGCAGCUAAUAAAGCUUGUCGAAUAUUACAAUUUAAAUUGCGUAAAGCUGAAAGACGUUUUGAACAAUGUGAAGCUGAACGAGCUAAUUUAGAAGAACGUUUAGCAAGAUUAGAAUCUGAAUUGUACAGUGAAGCGGAUGUAGCGCAUAUACAUAAUUUAGAGGAAGAAUUACGUGUAGCCAAAGAAGUUGGUGUACGUUUAAAUAAUGAAUUAGAUUUGUUAGAUGAAAAACGUGUUUAUUAUGAAGAAGAAAAUCGUCAACUUAAUGAAGAAUUACAAACAUCACAAAAUAAAAGAAUUGCAGUGGAAAAUGAAUUAGGACGACUUAAACUUGAGUUCGAUAAAUUAAAAAGUGAAAAAGGUGCCAUUGACAAAGGACCAUUACAAGUGAUGGAUAAAAAUAGAUCUCGACAAGGCGUUUCAUUAUCACGUGAAGAAUCAUUUGAAGAGCAUCAAAUGAAACGUGACUUAGAAGCGGCUAGAGAACGUGAAACUGAUUUAUCAGAACAAUUACGCUUUGCUGAAGAAGAAAUACGUAAAGUGAAAAGACGAUUAAAAGAAUCACAAGCAGAAAAUGAUAUAUUAUCUAAAAAGAUGGGAAAAAUUGUUACAUCACAAACACGUGAAAAUCGAUUAAUUGAAAAUGUUGAAGAUCAACAAAUUGUACCAACCACUUUAGCGAAGUCAACGAUGAAUUCAGAAUUGAACAAAACUAAAUUGUCUGGAGUCGAUGAACAAAUGCGAAAUCAACUAAACACAGAAACUAAUAAUCGAUCAGUGAUUAUGGCGAAUCGUUCACCACAAAAUACUAACAAUCUUGAUACAUCUGGUUUAUCGAAUAAAGAAACUUCUACUAAAGAGAAUGAUGAAUCCACUUCACAUAUUAUUCAAGAAUCCAUUGAAUCAACGCUGAAUAAAGAGUAUAAACAAAAUUUAGAUUUGGCACUUAAAGAAAAUGAAACAUUGAAACAUAAACUACGUGAUAAUAGUAAACAAUUAAAACAAAUUAUUCGUGAUGUACGUGUAUUGAGUAGUUUUGAGAAAUCUGACAAUUGGUUAGAAAAAUAUAAUGAUGUACGUGAAACAAUGAAAGAUCAGGAGAAUGAAAUAUCACGUAUGAAAAAGAAACUGAUUGAAUUACAAGAGGAAAAUGUGAAACUUCGCGCUUAUGAAAAAAUGUUGGAAAAACCAGUAAAAAGUUGUAAAACACGUACUCUACGCUUAGAAUUAAUGAGUCAAGAAUUAUUAAUUAAAGAGGUUAAAAAUUUGGAAGAAGAACUGGAGAAUAAAACAAAUGAAAUUACUACAGUACGUGAACAAUUAAAUAAUGUACAACUUCAUUUUAAACAAUUUGAAGAGUCAACAUUAGAAAAUUAUGCUGAAUCGAAUCGACGUGAAAGUGAUCUAUUAAAGUGUUUAAAUAAUUUAGAAAGUAAAUGUACAGUAUUCAAUGAAUUGUUGACAAUGUUAGAAGAACAAAAUAAUAAUCUUUUAUUAGAAACAUGCAGUCUUCUCAAUGUAAAUUACGCCACGGAAGAUAAGUCAUCUGGUACUAAGAAAGCUGAUGAACUCUCAAGUGAAUCAGUUAAAAUAGGAGAUACACAACAGAAAAUUCGAUGCUUGGAAAAACUUCUUUCGGAAGAACAUCAACGUACUUUUAUGCUACAAAAACGUUUAGAAUUAGCAUCUCAACCAAAUAUUUGUAUUGAUCAAAAUUAUGCAAAACAACUUGAUUGUAAACGAAGUGAAGUGUUGCAAAAAGAAUUGGAUGAAAAAGAAGAAAUACUUGAUGCUCGUGAUGAACAAAUCACCGAUUUGAAAUCACGUAUUGAUCAAAUGCGUAAAAUGAAUGAAGCAAUGCGUGCAUUGGUAGAGAAAGAACCAAUUGACAACAAGUCACAAAAACUGGGAACAAGUGUAGAAAUUGCAAGUUAUAAGAAAGAAGUUGAAUCUAUGAGAAAAGAAAUGCAAAUUAUUCGUAAUAAUCUUACACAAGCGGAAAAAAUUAGAGAGAAAUUAGUGAAAGAGAAUAGAGAACUUCAAGAUGAAUUGAAAUUACGAGAAGAUUCAAUUUUUGAACAAGAUGAUGAACUAGAACGACGUAACAAUGAAAUUCGUGGAUAUAAAUCGUCAAUUGAACAAAUGAAACGAGAGUUGGAACAAACAAAACGUGAUUUAGCUCAAGUUAAAGCAACAGAAAUCAGUGGAGCAUCUGGUCGUUUAGGUGCUAAAAUUGCAGAAAUUGAAAGGUUACGAACUGAAUUAAACACUGCUACACAAGAAUUGAAAGAUACCAAAGUUAGUCAUGAAGGAUUGAAAAAAGUUGUUAGUCAAAAUGAAGAUACCAUGAAACAUCUUGGCAAUGAAGUAAUUCAAUUACGUGAUGCAAUCAUUGAAAAAGACAAAAUGUUAAAUGAAUUACAUGCAUAUUUAAAAGAAUCUAGACAGAAUACAGAAAGUUUCAAAUUACAAUAUGAAAAUGCUGAAUCCAAAAGAAUGGAUGUAGAGAAAGGAUUUGAAGAACUGAAAAAUCGACUAGCGAAUAAAGAACAAGAAUUGAAAAACCUACGUAAACGUAUGGAAGAAGCAGUAGGUCCAAUGAGUACUUCUACUACAACAACCAAUAAUAACCGUGAUUUAAAUCAACAAGAUAAUCGUGAACACAUGUUAAACAGACGUGGAUUUGAAGUGGACAAAUUACGAAGAGAAUUAUCAUUGACUAAACGAGAAAAAGAUGAUUUAUAUAUGGAAUUGAAGAAAUUACGUUGUAAAUUAGACAAAAGGCAUACAUCAGAAGAAAAAGGUAGAAAGGAUAUCACCGGUUAUCUUACAAAUUUAAAUAUGGGUAAUACAUAUGCAAAAGCAAUUGCAGCUCAACAACCGAACACUAAAAUUGCUUUACUUAAUGAACAUAUUAGUAUAUUGAAUCGUGCUAAUGUUGAAUUAAAAAUACAAAAUGAAUCAUUACACAAUAAUGUGAUUGAUUAUCAACGACGUUAUCGUAGUAUUAAAGAACAAUAUGAAGGUGAACAAGAAGCAUGGAUUACAGAAAGAUUGGUUCUUGAAUCGAAAGCGAAAGAGCAAGAAGAUCGUCGAACUACAAUUGCAAAUACACGAAAAUUACUUCAAGAUACAAGUGUGAGAUUAUUUGAGCUAGAAAAGGAAAGUGAAAAGAAAUUGCUAAAUUUACAAACUGCUUAUGAAAAAUUAGAAAAAGAGAAACAAACCAUAGAGUUGAAAUUAGCUCAAUUAGAAGAUACACAAAAAUUGCCCAAAGUUCUGCAACGUUUCAGUGCUAGUAGCAGUAGUAGUACACGUCCAAGUGUACUAACUACACAAGCACGUACAGCACAAUUAGAAAAUCAAGAAAUUAUUUUAAAACUACAAAAUGCUGAACGAAUGAUCAGUAAACUACGAAAUGAAUUAUUAGAAACGAAAGAAUUACACGCAACACAAAGUAUCACAGCUGUACAAGAGGCUGAAGAAGCUAGAUUAACAGUGGAAAGAGAAUUGGAAGAUAUUAAAGAUCGAUUGUUAACAAUGGAAUGCUAUCGACAACAAGUGGAAUUAUUUAGACAUCGUCAUUUUGAAUUAGAAGAGACUGCAGAAAAAGAAUACAAAGUAUGGCAAGAUGAAAGAGAACAAUUAAUUUAUCAAGCAGAAGAAGCACGUGUUAUGAUUGAUCAAUGGAGUACACAAAUAAAGUGUAAAACUACUGCGGAAGAUAUUAAACCUGAAGAAAUUUUAGAUGAAAUUCUAAAAUCAAUGGAAAAAUGGUCUAAUGAACAUGAACGAUUACCGAAUUUGAAACGUCGAAUGCUUGAUUCUGUAUCAUCCAUUGAAAGUACAUCAGGUAUUGGUUUAAGUACCGGUGCAACAAACAGUCCAAUGAUACCACAAUCAUCAAAAAAUAGUUUAAUGAUCAAUUCAACAAUUUCACCAUUCUCUCCAAGUCUAUUACCUAAAGGAUCAUCAAUAUUAACAAAUCAAAGAUCCACGUCGAUGGAAUGGACAAAUAGUCGUUUUCAUGGACAUUCUAUAGGAUCUUCUAGUGGUCAUCCAUUUGGAUUAAAUUUCAAAGAGAUGAAUUAUGGAUUAGGCACAACAAAUGGUGCAUCAAUGAUUAGUGGUUUUCGUGGCAGUGCAUUAAGUCUUGCAGCAAGCGCUGGAGUAGGCGGAGGCAGUAAUUAUAGUUUAAUGGUUAAUAGUCGUUGUGGUAGAUCAGUUUCGCCUGAAGUAACCGUUAAAAAGAUAUCAAACUAUCCUGAUCCGACACUUGGAUUUCUAGUUCGUCCAACUUCUAGACAAGGUUCACAAGAUAGUUUGGCUAGUAUUACAGAUUAUUCUCAAAGAUCAUUUACACUACCAGGUAAGCCACCAAUCAGAAGUGUUAUAUCACCAGCAAGACGUAUGUUCUUUGAAGAUAAUCGUGAGAAUAAAUCCAGUGAAAUUGAUUUACACCAUUACAGUAAACAACAAUCACAACAUAUAAAUCAUCAUAAUACGCUACACAAUGAAUCCAUAAAAACUAGUCAAUUAAGUUUGGGUAAUUUUGAAGAGAAAAAUGAUGCACAUAGUUCAUCAAGUUUAAUUAUUUCUAAUAAACGUACUAAUGAUUUAUUACACAGAAAUGAUGAUCAAAUCAAUUUGGAUAAAAGCAGUAAAGCUAAUUAUUCACAUACUGCAAUUGAUAGCAAUAGCCAUCAAAAACAGAAUAAUACAAAUCAAAUCAAAUUAACUGAUAUUGUUGACAAGACUAGUAGUAAUGGUGGAACACAUUCACGUUUAUCUUUCACUAAUCGUUUUACUCGUUGGUCUAAUAGUUCCAGUAAUAAACAACAUCUUGAUAAAGCUCAUUCUGUUGAACCAAAUUCUUUGAAUGAUUUUAAAGAGAACACAUCAGAUAACAGUAAUAAUACUAAUGGUAAUAAUUCUGUUGAUAAAACCAUUAGUAAAUCUCGAGAAAAUCUAUUUAUGAGAACAACAAAAAAAGAGAAAAGUCAUAUAAAAGCUAAUUCACAAGAAAAAUCAAAAGGCAAAUCAUUGGAACCAGAAAAAUCAUUGAAAGGUAGCGUUGUUCAGUCUAGUGAAGUAACAUCGACAUCAGGAUCAUCAAUGAAUACAGUAACAACAACAACAACAUCUUCAUCAAUAUGUCAUGAAACUUUAUCACAAUCAAAUCAAUCAAUGGUUAAGAGAUCAAAAUCAGUGUCUAAUAUUUCACCAGCAAUUAUGGCUUUAAGACAGAAAUUUUCGGGUGGUGGAAAAUCUUAAACAUUAAACUUGACAUUGCAUUAUGUAACUGUCUGAGUUUUUGUUUAACUUUUUCCCAAAAAGGAUCAAAGAUUUCAAAUAUAUAUAUAUAUAUAUAUAUA